Messenger RNA from Clonostachys solani, 339 nucleotides. The record is from the annotation of a GenBank genome assembly. NCBI's taxonomy places the organism in Eukaryota, Fungi, Ascomycota, Sordariomycetes, Hypocreales, Bionectriaceae.
AUGGCUUCCGACACUUCAUCAGAGCCCCGGGCCGCCACCCGCGAGGAGAUGCGCGAUGCCAAGCUCCCACUUGCCUACCGAGACAGCUGCGCCCAUCUUCUGAUUCCCCUCAACAAGUGCCGUCGCGAGACUUGGUACGCUCCUUGGAAGUGCACCGUAUGUUCCCCCCGCUCGGCCCCUCCCCGCCAAUCCCGGAGUCUCGGGUUGCAGGACCCUCAGCUUGAGACUCUGGUGGACGAGCGUCACAGCUACGAGAAGUGCCAAUACGUCGAAUUCAAGAAGCGAGUGGCCAAGAUGGACGAGCUACGAGAGGCCAAAGGUGGAGCCAGGAGCAACUGA